This is a messenger RNA of Striga asiatica, 339 nucleotides long. Lineage: Eukaryota; Viridiplantae; Streptophyta; Magnoliopsida; Lamiales; Orobanchaceae. The record is from the annotation of a GenBank genome assembly.
AUGCAAGUGAGAGAGCAACACCAUGAGGAAACUUCAUCUUCUGAAGAAGAAAUGAGUCCAAAUGGACAACAAAAUGGAGCCAGUGGGAGUAGAAGCUCUAGCUCUCAAGGAAGUAGAACUACAGCCAGUCAGAGAAGCAAUGCCAGUUUAGCAGGAAUACCACUUGUGUUUGUUUUUGCACCGACAAAUGAAUGGAUCUCACAAAGUAAUGAAGAAAUAAUUAAAGCUACCAUGAAGAAACUCGCCAAACUAUUUCCCGAAGAGAUCUUGGUUGAUCAGAGCAAAGCCAAAAUAUUGAAAUACAAUACAGUCAAAGCUCCUAGGUCAUCAAAUAAAUAA